This is a messenger RNA of Aethina tumida (small hive beetle), 4402 nucleotides long. RefSeq names its product polyamine-modulated factor 1-binding protein 1. The transcript is spliced from 24 exons. The record is from RefSeq and is a predicted model, not a curated record. NCBI's taxonomy places the organism in Eukaryota, Metazoa, Arthropoda, Insecta, Coleoptera, Nitidulidae. Bases 58 to 4134 code for a protein of 1358 amino acids.
AUUUUGUCAGUUUUAAAUUUUGUUAAAAGUAAUUUUGUAGUUUUAGUGAUUAUUUAAAUGGAGAAUAAUAAUUUAAUUGUAAAAAAUAAAUCUGAUAACAAAGUAUGCCGAGGAAGUAAUUCUAGUGUAAACAGUCUCAAAUCGUUUAGGUCACUUAAUUUAUUAUCCAGCAUUAGAAAAGCUGUUCGUAAAAAGCCCAAAAGCUUAGAUAAGCAGGAACAAGUUCAGGAAGCAAACACAUCAAACAGCAAUUCUUCAAUUAUGGCAGGGGAAAGUGUGGAAGAAAUCAAGUUUACUGAAAUGCUAGAUGACCAGAAUAAUGGGUCUGUUGAAAGUCAAAUUGUUAUUUACGACUCAAUACCUUGUCAUUUUUAUCAAACUAUGGGCAUACAAGUUAAUCCUUUCAUAAAUCCACUGAUCCAAACACAUAAGACGAUUUCACCAAGAACCAGUCUAAAAAACGAUCCAAUCGUCUUUAUUCAAAAAACAAAAUGUACGAAUGAAGCAAAUGCAUUAUCUUUGUCUCAUGAAACUUAUCAAAAAAUUCAGGAGUUGUCAAUUAAAUUAAGAGAAAGUGAAAACAGUUUUAUAUUUAUUCUUAAAAAAUAUAUAACAGAUCCAUCUAUACAAGCAGACUUGAUGGCAGUAGUAAGCAAACACUCAAAAAUUUAUGCUGAUAGUGAAACAACGACUAGUACGACUUUAACCAAUAUUUGGAUGAAACAGUUAGAGACGGAGAGGAUACAGGGGCGUGCCCUUCAGGAAACUCUUAAUGUUGUGGUAAAACAAAAUAGACAACUACAAUUAGAUAACGAAACAUUAUUUCGGAAUCAUGAGAGGGCAAUCUCAAGAUUGCAUGCAAUACAUUCGCAAAAUACCGGAGAAGAUAUUAAGUGUGGACUUGAAAAACAAAUCGAGCACUUUAUGAGACAUAAUGAAAGAUUGCAACAAAAACUAGUUGUAUAUUACCAACAACUAGGAAAAUAUGAAAAUGAGAUGCACUUGUCCAAAAUUCAUUAUGAAAAUUUGGAGAAGGAAUUUUUCUCUGUAAAUGAAGAAAAUCAAUUAUUAAAAGCCAAGCUAGACAGAUCUAAAAAUGAAUAUGACUUAGAAGUAACAUCUUUAAAUACCAGAUUAGAAAACAGUGAUCAAAUCUUAAGAGAUAUAGCUGUGGUAGGAAAGAAAGUGAUAGAAGAAUUGAUAACUAUUAAAAGCAAGAUAAGUAACAUUCCAAACAAAAUUAAUUGGAAUAAAUUGACGGUGGAGUCUUCAGGAACUAAUUCCAUAGAAAUAUUAAAUAUAUGCAAUGACUUUGUUACUGAAUUAUCAAACGAGCUAUUAACAAUACAGGAAAAUGUAUCAUUUAAAGAACUGGAGGUAAAACAUUUUGACAGUAACAUUGGAAAUGAAGAAACAACAUCUUAUGAAAAUCAAUUAAAUGCUCUAAGGCAGGAAUGUGAACUCUAUCAAGAGGAAAUAAUUAAAAAUAAAUUAGAAUUUGAGAGCAUAAUUUCCUUAAAAGAAAAGAUAUUGGAAGAAAAACUCCAAAUCAUUAAUAACAUACACAGAGAAAAUCACACGUUACAAGCACAAGUAGAGAAUUUAGAAAAGAUUAUUAAAGAAAUAGGCUGUGGCGAUGCAAAUUAUAAAAAAGAUCCCGCCAUACAAUUUCAAACAGAAUUCAAUCAGAUAUUAAAAGAAAAGCAACAACUGGUUGAAAAGUAUGCUCAGGCCAAAGAUAGUAAUCGAAUUUUACUGGAAAAUCAUCAUCAAGCUGAACAGCAGUUAAACAAUCAAAAAGUUGAGAGUCACACUUUGAAAAUGGAAGUGGAACAACUAAAAGUAAAAUAUGAAGCUGAACAUCAAACAACUCUGUCAUUACAAAAAGAACGUAAAAAAUAUUUGGAGGAAAAGGCAGAACUUAAACAAAUAUUCCAACGCAUGAAAUCGGAUAUUGACCGAAUGGAGAAGUUGGAGGAAAAGAUGCUCAAUGCAAGCAACGAGGCUAAUCGUUUGGCGUUAAUAGCAGAUUUCAAUAAACAAAUUGGAGAAAAACUCAAAGAAGAAGUCAUUGAACGCGACAAUACUAUUUCACUGCUCAGAGGAAACAUGGACAAAUUAAAUUAUAUUCAAGUCGAAAAUACGAAAGAGAAGCUGUCACUAUGUCAUGAGCUUUCUGAAGUCUGUACCAUUAAGGAGCAGCUUUCUACCGUUCUGUCAACGGAAGUUCAACGAAACUAUGCUUUAUGUGAAGCAAACAAAGAUUUGGAAAGCACUGCUACUGACCAAGUAAAACAAUACCAAGAAAAAUUUUUAACGGAAAGAGAAACCUUAAAAGAAUUAUUUAAAGAACUAAAAAGUGUAGUGCAAGAAAGAGAUAAUUUACUAAUAGUUCAAAAUCGAUAUCUAAAAGAGAUUAAAGAUCUUCAAUCGAACUUUUUGGAUUUAAAGAAAAAACUUAGCACCUUAAUAGAGAAGUCAAAUAAAAAAGAUGUAAAAAUCCAUCGACUAACUGAAAGUUUAAAGAACCAUCAAGAUGUCUCGAAAGAAACGGAAUUAAAGUUAACGAAAGAUCUAAUAUAUUACAAAGAAUCGAUAUCCUCCAUAGAGGCUCAAUUAAGAAAGACGAAACAAGAAAAGGAUGAUCUUCAAAAUAGUAUUGAGUAUCUUCAAAAUACCACUCAAAAACUUCACAAGGACUUAAAUGAUUCCAGAAAAUCUGAAAAGGAUAUGAAAAUGGAACUGGAUAAAGUAAAAUUGGAAUUUAAAAAAAUUGAUAAUCAAAACAUAGAACAUGAAAAAACAAUUAAUAAAUUAUGUGUUGAGAAAGAAAAACUUAAAUCUGAAAUCGAUUAUGUUAAUAAUCUAUGUGAGAAAGUCUUAUCUGAUUUUGAGUCUAGUAUAAAAAUAAACGCCAACAAAGAAGACACAUUUAAAAAAGAAUGCGAAAAUUAUAAAACAAUUAUAUUAAGAUACGAGGCGGAUACAAAUAAGUUACAACAGGAGUUAAAAAAAGCACAAGCACACUUAGAUUUUAUGAAAACCAAUGGCAAUAGUGAAUUAACUGCGAAAUAUCUUAGGACCAUCGAGGAAUUAAAAGAAGAAAACCAUCAACAAAAAAAAGAUUUUCUAAUAACCGAACAGAAGUUGAAAAAUAUGAUAGAAGAAUUGAAUUCCAAAAUUUCUCAUAAAACUGAGCUGCAUAGAAGAUUAAAGGGAAAUUUCGACGAACAAAAGAUUGAAAAUAAAAAUUGUAAACAGAAUAUAGAAAAACUUAAAAGGGAGCACAAAGUAGCUAUUGAAUGUUUAGAACAAGAAGUAACUACACUAAAUAAAAAAGUUCAGGAACUUUCUGCCGCAUUAGAAAAUCUAAGGUCUAUAAAAGAUACAGCACCAAAAAUAAAUGAAGUUUCAGAAAAUACUUGUGAAUUAGUGCAGAAAAAGAAGUCGUUACAAAACAUAGUCAAUCAAUUAAAUAACACUCAAAAUUCACUUCAUGAUAUAGAGUUACAAAAGCAAAUACUAAAAUGUAAUAUAGAGGAAGCAAUGAAGAAGUUGGAGACAGAAAAGAAAAGAAUUGAAGAACUGACGAAGGAAAAGGAAACUGUCGAAAAACUGCGAUUUGAUGUAUCUUCAAAAUGUUCCCAGCUACAAAAUGAGAUAAGGGAAUCGACAGAUCAUAGUCGAUCAGACUUUGAUACGUUACGCCAAAAUGAGAUGAGAACAAGAGCUAUGAAACGUGAAUUAGACCAAAGUUAUGAAAUAAUGAUAAAUUUGAAAGAUGAAAUUUCCAAAUUUGAACAACAAAUCACGCAAUUAGAAUUCCAAAGGUGCGAAUUAACUUUACGUCUACACGAAUCACAAGGUCAUUGUGAAACUGAAAAAGCCAUUUGUGAUAAAUUGCGAAAAAUAAAUCAGAACAUUCUAUCAACGAUAGUGAAAAUGAAAGACGAAGGUAAAGUAGGAACCUCCGAAUUUAAUGAACUGAUGAUGGCGGUGCAAGAAGAAAGCUGCGAAAUUUACAGACGAGAUUCUAACCUCACAACAAUAACAAACAGAUCUGAGUAUGAACUUUCAAAUGCCUUAGAUCAAAACUCUUCAAAAAUCUAUAAAAACUCACAACUUCUUCAUUAAAAUGGUAGAGAUAAUUUCAGACUCCGGAUUUCACUGUUAUCAAGAAAUGCUUGACCAAAUUGAUGGUGAAUAUGAAGAAAGUGAAAAAUUAAAGAAAGCCAUUACAUUAGAAAAUAAUAAAAUUAUAAUUUCUCAUCUAGCAAAUUCAGAAGAAUGUCAUACUAUUUCACUUGUGCUCGUGAAGGUUUUUAAUGAUUUAUUUGAAAUUUAUAAAUUAUAUCACAGUGAUUUGUCCAAAAAUACUGUUCAUAAAUUAAUUCAAUAUGAA